AUGGAUCCCGGGCUCUUGUACCUGUCACAACUGAUCAAGUAUUACCUGUAUAAAGGUUACGUAUGGUGGCACAUGCCGAUGGUGUUGACAAUGGCUUACACGCUGUUUGUAAGGGAACGCCUGCUGGAUUAUGCCAUAUUUGAUUCUUACCCAAACCCUCUACCUCAGGUCAAACGGAGAUGUAAUGAUCCAGUGUUGGGUAGGUAUAUUCUUGAGCCAAGUUCAGGGUGAAGGACAGUUUAAGUGCUAAUCUAAGUCUCGAAAGUGGGGGUAUGAAAUUUCCUAAAGUUAAACUAAGGGAGAGAGAGAUUUUUUAAAAGCCAUGGCUUUUUACCCCAUUCAAGCCUGAAUUUUUUCCGCUGCGACAUGCUGGUUGCGUUACCUAAAAGGUGCCAUGAUCUUUCGCGUGCUAAAUCUUUCUCUUGCAGCUCAGAUAUCUGAAAUUUUUUUUUAACUCACAUUCAUAUCUUCAUCUCAGUCUUUUACGUGCGCUCUGGGGGUACCUGACAGCUCCAAGUUGGCCUGGGCCGAGUUGCUCAAAGCAUGGUUAGCUUUAACCAUUGGUUAAGCAGUAUCAAAACCAAUACGUUGUCAAGGUAUUAAACGCUGGUUAACGUUAACCAUGCUUCGAGCAACCGGGUCCUGAUCGCUAAUUGAUAAGCUCUCUGCACCGGUAUAUCUCAGUUUGUCACGGGUUCGAAUCUUAUUCAAUCCUCAAUUUUUUAAGGCUUUCAUUUUCCAACUACUUACUGUUCCCUACAUAACUAGGAUGAUCUCUCACGUGCUAAAUCAAGGUCGUAGUUACGCGGGCUUCUCAUUAGAGACCUAAAAGACUAUAAUUCGCGGACGAGGACGACUACGAGAUUUGAUUUGAAAUUUUUUCGCGUCUUCUCAAAAUAUAGACUUCCCAGAAAGCUUCAAUUUACCAUUAUUCACUAGAAAAGUUGGCAUUGUUAUCUUUAGUGAAGGAGGCAGUUUCGCGCUCUCCCGAUAGCAAAAUGAUAAAACUUCUAACAUUUGAUAUGUUGUUUUCGCCACCACGACGUUCGCGUGAAAACUCGUAAUAGAAUGACGACGGCUACCAUGUUUUCCCGCCAAAGUGACGCUGGCUCACGAGCGUGCACUACUUAGUAUUCUCGGUUUUCACUGUCACGCAAUCAAAAACAAAAUUGCAAACCAUUCAAUACAGAAAGUCCCGAAUCUAGGAAAUAAAAGAAGAUAAAUAAGCAAAAGGCCUCUCCAAGAAUCAGGUGUGUGCGAUAUUUCAUAUGCGAGAUAUUAGGAAAAACGUUUUACCCAAAUUUACAAAGCUUUGUAUGGCGACGCCAUGUUUGUGUCCCUUUGCGGGGCACAAAUAUGGCCGCCGGAAACCAACAGAAACAUCUGUUUUUGAGUUUUCCUACUAAUGCGUUAAUUCAUCGCUUGAAAAACUCAUAAACUAUUAAAGUGAUAUUUAUUCUGAGACAAGGAAUGUUUAGACAGCAAAAUCUCCCAAAAUUGGUAUUGUUUUUAACCCACAUAAGAGCCGUUGUGGCCGCCAGCUAAAUGCCACGUCACGCAAAAGCCUAGAAAUUCAAACGUCCUCUAUCGAAAAACGAAGAACCCUUUCGAACCAAAACUCUGUUUAAAUAAAGGUGUUUAGGUGCUGUAAUAGCUCAUGAAACUCAGAAACUCAGAAGAAUCGAUACUUUCUUAGUUUGAAUUUUGGUGACGUCAUGUGAAAACCGAGAAUUGGUUCAGCCUUCAGCCUAGGCGUUCUCGGCUCGGUCAAUCCCGGACUCUACCCUGAGCUGUGACGUCACCGAGAGAUACUCGCGCGGACAACAGGGCAAGAGAGAACGCCUAGGGACUAGGCUGGUGUUGGUUGACCAUUGAGAAAAUCUCGAACUCGUAGUAGUACUCGUCUUAGAAUCCGUAAAGCUUUCUAGUUACAGUUAACCCCAGCCCAUACGGUUAGAGCUACAAACCAGGCGUCCUAAUGACUUAUCAUUCAGUUUUUGAAAAAGCAUUUAUUUAUCUUAUCGACCAUUUUUUCUCUAUUUGUAUCACAAGGCGAUGGCUAUAUGGGAUGCUUUAAGAAGUCAAUUUUGGAUCAUAAUAUCAACGACUUUGUCCAACAGUCUUUAUCGUUAGUGACUCCCGAGAAAUGCGUUGCUCAUUGUAAAAGUAAAAUGCUUCCAUAUGCAGCCUUAUCAAAAGGAGACAGGUAA
Messenger RNA from Porites evermanni, 2210 nucleotides. NCBI's taxonomy places the organism in Eukaryota, Metazoa, Cnidaria, Anthozoa, Scleractinia, Poritidae. The record is from the annotation of a GenBank genome assembly.